This is a messenger RNA of Strongylus vulgaris, 561 nucleotides long. The record is from the annotation of a GenBank genome assembly. NCBI's taxonomy places the organism in Eukaryota, Metazoa, Nematoda, Chromadorea, Rhabditida, Strongylidae.
AUGUUCCUGGCUCAAACAGAAAGUGGCUCACCUUUGCAUGCCCAUAUGUCAUCUCGUAUCCGAAAUCUCAGUUUGCGGUGUCAGGCCUGCUUGAUGUACCAUCUCUAUAACAUCAGAUCUCAAAGCGCUCUGAAGGCGUAUAGUAUCCUUGCCCAAAUGGAAGCCCAAAUACAAGAAGAUCAUGCUCAAAAUGGUUCUUCUGCUCCAAACACAUCGUCACCCGGUAGCAGCGUUCAUUCUAAUUCGAACCAGUCCGCUACCGUUGUUUCUAUGCCAAGCAGAGUUUACGAGGUGCAAAGACAGCAACUGAAAACUCUGCACCAACUUAUGUUUGCGCAUCGUACCUGGCAAGAUGCCGUGAAACGUGCGGACAUUAGCAACACAGAUAUGGGUUUUAUAGGAGGGCUAGAAAAAAUCUGUGGUGCAACAUUCUUGGAUGCUCCGCUAGAGAAAAUGUCUGCUUUCGUGUUAACUGGCAUCGCUUGGCUCAGGGCAGAGUAUGAGCGAGAGAAGCUUCGUCCACCGCCUCCCGUUGUCAAACGCACUGCCGCUCCUUCGUGA